Messenger RNA from Pocillopora meandrina, 5168 nucleotides. NCBI's taxonomy places the organism in Eukaryota, Metazoa, Cnidaria, Anthozoa, Scleractinia, Pocilloporidae. The record is from the annotation of a GenBank genome assembly.
GUAUUUAUAAUCAGCGGUUGAGAGUUUGAGAACAAACAAAAUGGCGGAAAGCGUAAGAAUCUCAGAGAACCCUGCAACUGGAGAUCUUUCUUCCUCAAACAAUGGGCAGAUCACAGUAAAUCAAGUCAAAUUCGUCGGAAUAGAAUAUCCAGGUUUUAUAAAAGAUGAAAAUCACAUGCUUGAAACCCUAGGAGGUGAGGAAGCAGUGUCAAGGACUUACUCAAUUCCUACGCGACGAUUAGAAUUGUCAUUUCGUCCUGAAGAUCCUUACGCUCAUUCAUUGUGUGGUGAUCGAUAUGCUACUGCAAACUUACUACUGAGAGUGAAACGGCGAAAGAAAAAGCAACAACGAGGAAACGGUGAGACGGAAGUAGUGAAAUAUGAACAGGAGAUAUUGGGGAUAGUUGGAAAUUCAUUCAAGUAAGUGUAUAUCAACUUGAUAAUGUAUGGUAUACACUUUGCCAAUAUGGGAAAGCGGUGUUAGGAAAACGGAAUCUGGGUUGAAUUUAACUACCAAAUAAUUUGGAUAUGGUGCUGUUAAUCACUUAUUGUUUUGUGAAGAAGAGAUAGUUAAUUCCCUACUGAAUUCUUAAUUACAAGGAUUCCACCGUAGGUACGUUUGACCAAGGUUAAAAUUACCGGGUAAGGAAACACUGAAAGAUUUCUGUAUAACCCUGCCAUACUAUUCUAAAACAGACCUGUAGUCCCAUAGGCUCUUGGGUCUUGUUUUUCUCUUAGGUAUAGGUUUUACAAGUAAUAUUUUCUUAUCACCCUAAUGGUGAAAAUUAUCUCUUGCAUCAUGAAUUUUUAGUAUUAGGCAUGAAGACACUAGUUUCUAUACAAAAAUACUCUAUGUACUUGGUAUUAAUAUUUAUCAACCUUAGGAUACUUUAGUUUCUCAUUUGGUAAGACUUGGUGUGUUAGUGUUCCAUGUUCCACUCCCUCCUUCUUCUUCUUCCUGCCCUGCCACUCCUGUAAAGGGUGAUCUUUGUUGGCAAUUCCAUUGGCCUAGAUAGAGAGAAGGGUGGAUACCUGCCAUCAUAACUGUCUGCCAAAAGACAAUACUUAAGUUUAAUUAUUCCUAUAACCAUAUGGUAAUUCCAAUGACAGACUGUAAAAACUGAUGAACCAUUUUAUAAUACCUUAAAUUUAUCAGUGCUUUCAAUAAGAUUUGAAGUAGGUGGCUAUCUCAGUAAAGCACUCACCAGAGAAUAACAUAAAGCAAUUCAGGAUAAAAUGGCUUCAAAUGGAUUUGUCCAUGUUAAACUUCAGAAAAUGAUCAUUAAAUUUAAUCCCCUUAAUUUGUAACACUUGCUGAACUGAUCAUUUUAUUUCUCAGCAAAAUCUUCCAUUUGUUGACAUGCAAAGCUGCUACUUGAGUUUCACAAAAGUCCUCAGAAAGGACAUUUGGUUACUGGUUACGGAAAUCUGAGUCAGUUUGUUCUUGGAAACUCAAAAUCUUUUUUCUGGAAAUGUGGUAUAUGAUAAGCCAUAUCAAUCAUUUUUAUCAAGACUUGCUUAAAUUAAAGGGGAAAAAGAUCUCAAGGUGUUUCAUGUCUCUUCUUGUGAGUUGUUUGAAAUCUUCCAAAAAGCCACAGAAAGAUCCAGAAUGUUUUUUGUUCUAAAAAUUCAGCUUGAAUGUGGCAAUGUAUACCUGCCAACUCACAACACAACACCUCCCUAAAACUCCUGCUGACUUGGGUCAGUCUUAAGGAAAACCACAUGCUAAUACUGCUUGGCAAUCUAGUUGCUUUUAAUGUGCAACUUUUAGUACUCUUUGGACUACAGAUUAACUCAGCCUCAUGAAAAGGUUCUGAACCACAGUAUAUUAGUAACAUUUGAAAUUCUUAGGUUCAACAGUUGAUUGAUAGGUAUAAUGUUAUACUUGGGUUUGGUGCUGAAAGUUAGUGGUAUAUAAGUUCCACAGAAACAAGCUCUUUUUAUGUUACAUCUAGUACCUGUUUAUUUUUAGGUUUGAAGUUAUGGCUGAUUUUCAAUACCUUGUUCCUGACUUGCCUGAUGUCUUGAAACAAGUCACUGAUGGAGCUGUAUUAAAUCAAGAUGUCCCUUAUCAUUUACAACCUCCAGUGUUUACAAGGUUUGAUCAUCCAAUAAACUACAACUACAAUGCCGAGUCUGCACCACGAGGCAAUAAAACUGAUCAAGGAAAUGAAAAGGAUGAAGAAAGGUAGAGGCAGACAUUUUGUGAUCUUAAUCUUAACCUGAAAAUAUUUCAAGGGAAAUACAAAUAAACUUCAUGGAGGCACGGUGGCCUCAUGGUUAGCGCGCUUGACUCCAGAUUGAGUGGUCUGGGUUCAAGUCCUGGCCAGGGUCAUUGUGUUGUGUUCUUAGGCAAGACACUUAACUCUCACAGUGCUUCUCUUCACCCAAGUGUACAAAUGGGUACCAGCAAAUAUGCUGAGGGUAACCCUGCGAUGGACUAGUAUCCCAUCCACGGGGGAGUAGCAAUACUCCUAGCUGCUUCAUGCUAAUGAAACCGGAGUUAAGUGCCGUGCCCAUGGGCCACUAGGCCUGUAUAAAGGCUUACCUACUUACACAAAUAAACUUGACUUUAAGAAACCCUUUCACCACAAAGAUUGAUAAGUGAUCAGGAAACAACUUCUCCUCACAUUACCAAAAAACUAUAAUGUGACAAGAAUUAAGAAAAAUAUCAAGCAAGGGGGUAUUAUCUUACACAACAACAAAUUCAUUGAACUGGUUUUGUAGGAAAUGAAGGGCAGGUAGUAAGGGGGAAUUACUUUUGAGGCCUGGGGAGUAAAGAUAUUCAAAACAGAUCUAUAAAACUCCUGGUUUCCAGUAAAUAUUCUUGUCUUUGAUUUCGUUUUGUUUGUUUGAUUUUGUUUUGUGCUCUUGUCAAUCACUACUGAAAGUAGCUAGCAUUCUUUAAAAUUGUUAUUACCUGGUUUCCAGCUUGGUUGGAACAAGAGCGAGAAGUAGAAGACCAGUUUAUGCAAUUGCCAUCAAUUUUAAUACCCCUGAAGUUCCCACUGCUGCAAAUCCUAAAGCAGAAGAAAUUGCAAAUCGGCCAAAAGAUGGUCUUGUGGAUGUCACAAAGAAACUGUUUGCCAACAGGCCUAUUUGGUCCCGCUCAGCAUUACAAUGCCACAUAACAAGUGCAUCACAAGAAAGACUAAAACAACUGCUGGCCUGCACAGCUUAUUAUUGGCUUAAUGGACCAUGGAGGACUUUGUGGACGCGAAUUGGAUAUGAUCCACGGAAAGACCCCAGUGCCAAAAUGUAAGUUAAAUUUGCAUAAACAAUUCAGCUGAAUAGUUGUCUCUAGGUGAUGCAGUAAAUUAUGCACACUCAGAUAUUUUCAUGCAGAAAUUUGAAUAUACUAGUAUUUGAAUAUACUAGUAUUUUAUUUGUCAGAGAAGAGCGAAAACAAAAAAGUGCAAACUUAAAGAAUAUAUAUAUAAGAACAAAAAAUGUGAUAAAAAUUUACUACGUCUUCCUUGUUUUUCUUUUUUCAUUCAAUGAUGGGCAGUAGAGUUUGUUUAUCAUUAUUGCACAACAUUUCCAGUGUUGAGAGAUUCCCACAAGAGGGCAACCCAAAAUGGUGGUCUGCACGACAUUCUGGGUUCAAAUGGCAGAUAUCAGUUUCAGUCAAUUUGAACUACCAGUAGUUGCUAACUUCCUGAUAAUCUCAUCAAAUAACAUUUCUCAAGAACAAUUUCAACAAAAGUUUGUUUUAACAAUGAGGAUAGAAAUAUGAAUAUGUUGAACUUCAUAAGUAAGUUUGCAGACUUAUUGAAAAUGUUAUUAAAACUUUAUUUUGUUUUCCAUGUCUAAAAUUUUUGCCUCUAACAGUUAUCAGAUGCUUGAUUUCCGUGUUGGUAGCAGGAAAGGGGCUAAAAAUCUUCCAAUCAAAGCAAAGAGGAGUUUAAGCAAAUAUGUUCUUCCAAAUUUGGUCAGAAGAACUAACAGCGUGCAGGGAACUUUGGCUAAAGAAGUUGUUAUGGUGGACAGUGAGAAAAAAGCAGAGGAGAAGCAAAAUCAAGAACCAGAUUUACCAUAUGUCUUUACUCCUAACAAAAUGCCGAUACAGAAACAGCUGUUUUAUCAAGUAUGUGACCUUCAUGACCCAGAGAUUCAAAGACUCCUCAGCAGAAAUGAUGGCCAGGUAAAUUACUACAAUAUACAUUGUGAUGUCUUUUUCUGCAUUCUAUUUACAUAUUUGGCAUGUGUUCCAUACAUGUAUUAAACUUGGAAAGGAAUGCAUGGUUCUUCAAGUAGAUUUAGGACUGUAAACUAAGAACUGUGUUUGUUGAUGAUAGCACCCCACAGGUAUCUGUAAGGUAGAAGUACAAGCCGUGUUGACACCUUAGUUAUUUUUUCAGGUUUCACUUUCUCAUACUAAUUGUUUCAUGGUAGUUACUUUGUAAGGAGCGAAUCGUCACAAAUUCUCCACUCGUUGAAUAUGGUGUACUUCACUAGUCAUUUUUAUCAUUUGCAAACUAAGAAUUUUAAAGGUUUUAGUCUGAUUCUACUUUGUUCUUACCAGGUUCUUCAGCUGCAAAAAUUCCUUUUAAUUUCAUAAUUAGUUAAAAUUGGCUACUGCAAAAGGUGCAUGUGUGUGUAUUCUUCCGCGUGCGUGUUUUUAAGUGGUAACGUUUGUGAAAAGAUGGUUUUUUUUAUUUGUUCUCUAGGAAGAGGAGUGUCACGAGCGUGAUGGUUGGUGUUUACCAGGCACAAGUGAUCAGAUCAGAUCCAUUCUUUACCAACGGACUACUGAACUAGCUGAGAGACUUAAACAGGAACAGCUGGGGGACGGAACGGAGGCAUCGGCUUCUCAAUUAGAACUCAUAGGAGAGGAGUGGGCAGGACACGAAGGCGUUCAAAACUACUUGCAAAUGCUUGAACAGGACGAUGAUAUUGAGGCGUACGAUAUUUUUGAUGACUAUGGUGAAGGAGACGAUUAAAUGAGAUACGUGACCGUUUAUCAUCUAGAGCAAUCGGAGUUCACUAUGAUCGAUCGGUGUCAUUCUUCUCUAUCGUUGGCCCAUCCUUGGCCCAUCCUUGGCCCAUCCUUGGCCAAUCCUUAAAACUUUUUAGUUUACCUUCCUUUUCGGUGUUUUUGUGUAAAACUACUAAUGUAAGGUUUCAUUCUGAUUAAGAACAAUACUCAGCGCCAGAGGCAACAACCC